CCAGAGUCGACCAGAAAGAAUAAAUAAAAAAUUCCCUAAACAAAGCGAAAAGCGUUAUGUUUAUUGUUGGUCCCUUGAAACGAUUUGUGAAGAAAACAAGGGUUAAAAUGGAAUCCAAAUCACCCUACUUCUCACCAAGAAAGACGAGAAAUUUCGCCAAACAGCAAGCAGAAAAGGCCCUUCCAGUUAAAAGUUUAAAAACGACUCUCAUUUCAAAAUCAGUUGAAAACAAGUUUAAAAAUGCCCAAACGUCUGUGACUCUUCCAAAAAUAAAAAUCGAGCCGAAGGAGGAAUUGGAUCAGCUUGGCGACCAUCCAAACACGCCCAAGAAUGUACAAGCAUCAAACUCGAAAGAGCUAGUUACAGAAGAAAGCAAACGGUUCAAAUGGGAACCACUAAACUGGCGCCAAACUUUGGAGAAUAUACGGCAAAUGCGUCGUGAUAAUCUAGCUCCAGUUGAUACAAUGGGUUGCGAUCAGUUUAAAAAUGACGAUAAAUUUUCGGCUAAAAGCAGACGCUUUCAUACGCUGGUCUCGUUAAUGCUUUCCAGUCAAACCAAGGAUCAGGUCAACUAUGAUUGCAUGCAGCGGUUGCAAAAGUUUGGCCUUACCCCAGAGAAUCUACUAGCAAUGGAUGUCAAUGUUCUGGAAAAGCUAAUUUAUCCAGUAAGCUUUUACAAGAACAAAGCCAAAUACAUCAAACAGACUUCACAGAUUCUGGUUAACGAGCACGAUGGAGAUAUUCCGAACACGAUCGAAGGCUUACUCAAAUUACCAGGUGUUGGUAAAAAGAUGGCUCACUUGUGCAUGCGCUCCGCUUGGAAUGUUGUAACCGGCAUCGGCGUGGAUACCCACGUGCAUCGCAUUUGCAACUGGCUUCGAUGGGUACCAAAGCAAACAAAAACACCGGAAGAGACUCGAAUUGCACUGGAGCAGUGGCUUCCGUUUGAACUGUGGGAGGAGGUCAAUCAGCUGCUUGUGGGAUUCGGUCAGACUACCUGCAGCGCUACUUAUCCACGCUGCAAUGAGUGUCUCAAUGCGGACAUUUGUCCGGCCAAGGGCAAACAUGGUAUCCGUAAGUCACCUGUCAAAAGGGAAAUUAAGCAGGAAGAUUUGGAAUUUUGAGAGCAAAU
This is a messenger RNA of Sabethes cyaneus, 1132 nucleotides long. RefSeq names its product endonuclease III-like protein 1 (gene Nthl1). Gene Ontology annotation, biological process: base-excision repair; nucleotide-excision repair; base-excision repair, AP site formation. The transcript has 3 exons. NCBI's taxonomy places the organism in Eukaryota, Metazoa, Arthropoda, Insecta, Diptera, Culicidae. The record is from RefSeq and is a predicted model, not a curated record. Gene Ontology annotation, molecular function: 4 iron, 4 sulfur cluster binding; oxidized pyrimidine nucleobase lesion DNA N-glycosylase activity; DNA-(apurinic or apyrimidinic site) endonuclease activity. Gene Ontology annotation, cellular component: nucleus. Bases 57 to 1124 code for a protein of 355 amino acids.